Molecule: messenger RNA, 1128 nt
Organism: Auanema sp. JU1783
Lineage: Eukaryota; Metazoa; Nematoda; Chromadorea; Rhabditida; Rhabditidae
Source: the annotation of a GenBank genome assembly
AUGGCUGGAUCCCCUGUUCAACACUGGAAUCUAGGAAUCGGACCAAUAACAUGCCAUGCAUGGAACAAGGAUAGAACUCAAAUUGCCGUGUCCGCUUCAAGCAGUGAGUUCUACAUUUUUGAAUGGAAAAAUGGUGAUUGGGUCAACAUUCACACACUCACUGAACAUGAUUUACCUGUAACAGGAUUGGAUUGGGCACCAAAUACUAACAGAAUUGUAUCCUGCUCGCAAGAUAAAAAUGCUUUUGUUUGGACAUUCGACAAGGGACACUGGAAGCCAGAGCUUGUAUUAGUUAGAUUCCAAAGAGCUGCAACUUGCGUGAAGUGGUCACCAUUAGAAAAUAAAUUUGCCGUAGGAAGCGGAUCAAAACUUGUUUCAAUUUGUUAUUAUGAAAAAGAGAAUGACUGGUGGGUAUCGAAACAAAUCAAGAAAUCCAUCAGAUCGACAGUGUUAUGUAUUGAUUGGCACCCUAAUAACGUUUUAUUAGCUGUUGGUGCUUGUGAUUUCAAGACCAGAGUUUUUUCUGCUUGGAUAAAAGAAGUUGAUGAGAAGCCAGCUCCAAAUCCUUGGGGAUCAAAGAUGCCUUUUGGACAACUGAUGGUUGAGUACUCGUGUGGUGGAUGGGUACACAAUGUUGCUUUCUCUGCUUCUGGUUGUCGUCUAGCUUGGGUAGGACACGACUCUUCUAUUACUUUCGUUGAUGCAAAUCAGGACAGUGUCGUUGCUCGUCCCUUACGUACAGCUCAUCUUCCAUUCACUUCUGUCUUUUGGGUAACUGAAAAUAGUUUAGUGGCCGCAGGCCAUGAUUGUUCUCCUAUCUUGUACACAACAUCGAACAAUACACUGAAAGAAGUCUGUAAGCUGGAUGUCCCAAGUGAAAAGAAAGCUUCCACUGUGAGCAGUGCUCUUCAAAUGUUCAAAAACAUUGAUAGAAAUGCGAGUUCCGAUAAAGUUGAUGUUCAGCUGAAAACUCUACAUCAAAACAUGAUUUGUCAGAUUCUUCUUCAUUCCGGAAACCCUUCGAAUGUGCUUAAGUUUACAACUUGCGCAACAGAUGGUCUCAUUGCUCUUUGGGAUUUGAAGGAUACAAUAGAGUUUGUGCGGAACAACAUGGCUGCUGCUCACUAA